This is a messenger RNA of Benincasa hispida (wax gourd), 1487 nucleotides long. It is a transcript of the gene HY2, whose product is annotated as phytochromobilin:ferredoxin oxidoreductase, chloroplast / phytochromobilin synthase (HY2). Gene Ontology annotation, molecular function: phytochromobilin:ferredoxin oxidoreductase activity; cobalt ion binding. The record is from RefSeq and is a predicted model, not a curated record. Gene Ontology annotation, biological process: phytochromobilin biosynthetic process. NCBI's taxonomy places the organism in Eukaryota, Viridiplantae, Streptophyta, Magnoliopsida, Cucurbitales, Cucurbitaceae.
CUCAUUUGGAGAUCCAUAUUUUCAUCCUUUCUUUAAAUAUCAUAUUAUCUGACUUGAUUUGGCGACGUGGGUCAACACGGAAUCCAAAAUUCUUGCAGCAGCUCAAACCCCAACAGUGGAUCGAUCAAAUCAAGAGAUAGAAAAUGGGAUUCUAGUAACGCAAAUGCUUCAACUGAACCCUUCAUUGGAAGCUUUGCGGCUAUGGGUUCUUCUUCUCGUUUAUCCUUCUCCCUUUCUUUCAACUCCCCACCAUUUUCAACCAACUGUAGCAGUAAAAACAAGUGUAAAAGAGCUUUCCUUCCCAUCUCUUCAAUUUCAUAUCAGAAAUUUGUUCAAUUCGCUUUGGAUGAAACCAAACUUCACACCCAUCUCUUUCCCUCCCCUUUACAGGAAAAAUAUAAUUCCAUGAUUUCCUUGGACAAAAAAGUCAAGCUUGAAAUGUUAUCUUUCCAAGCUCCAAAGAUCAGACUACUUCGCAGUUUGAAUAUUGAAAGUGAAACAAUGCAGGUUUUAGAUCUUGCUGCAUUCCCAGAACCAGAAUUUGAUGUUCCUAUAUUUUGCGCAAAUAUUUUCACUGCUGCAAGUUCAAGUAUAGUAGUACUGGAUCUCAACCCUUUGCAUGAUGUUAUCACUCAAAGAGAUUAUAGAGAAAAGUACUAUAAAAGCUUACUGCAUCUUGGAACUAAAUAUGCUGAGCUCUUACCCUGGGGCGGAAAGCUUACAAGCGAGUCUUUGAAGUUUUUCUCCCCCAUUGUGAUAUGGUCCAAGUUUUCUUCGACCGAGUCCAAGUACGAUAUAUUGUUUUCUGCAUUCGUGGAUUACUACAAGGCAUGGCUUGAGCUCAUGGACAAUACUGGGGAGGAAACUAUCCCGUCUCGACUUUUGAUUAAUAGAGAAGCACAACACAGAUACUUGUCGUGGAGGGAAGAAAAGGAUCCGGGACACGGUCUUCUAAGAAAAUUAAUCGGGGAGAUGCUUGCAAAGGACUUGGUGAGAAAUUUCUUGUUCAAUGGCAUCGACGAGCUCGGAAGCAAAAGGUUUCUGGAUUACUUUCCAGAGUACUGCUGUGAAGAUGGUAGUAUCAACACGAAACGUAGUAUGGCUGGAAAGUCAUACGAACAUCGACCUUGGGAUAAAACAGGUGAAUUUAUUGGAGAUACCAUCAAAAGCUGAUGUUAGUUCUCUUCCUUACUGAUGUUUUUGGUUGAGUAAAUUGAUGUAGGUGUACUAUGUGAUAAGUUGAAAUUUUGUAACUUGUACAUUAGACUGAGCUCAAAUUUUGCUGAGUUAUUGUUAGCAAGCAAGUUUGGAUGUAUUGCCAUUGAAGUAAUCAAUUCUUCAAUGAGCCUAAACAAUUUUUUGUUUGUCCUUUUAAGUUCGUCCAGCAUUCAGAUUCUUUGUUUUGAUCGGCUUGUGUGGGGGCACCGUCUUUGGGAGCUAUUGUACUUAAAUUACUCUUAGAAAUCUAGUUCCUGAGCUACAAAGAU